AGUGAGUGCCAAGUGGUGGCGACGCCGGUGAAGCUGUUGCAGCUGUAGACGGCGAAGAUUUAUUAAAGAAGGUAUUUUGAGGCAAGGGCGCGCUGUCCGGUGAGAGGCCAUCUAUCCCGAUAUCAUAAAGUGUGUGUGCGCGCGCGCGCGCUUUUGCGAGAGAGAGAGAAAGAGAGGGAGAGAGAGGGGGAGGAGGAGGAGGAGGAGGAGGAGGGAGCCGCGGAGGAUGAGUUAUUCCUGUGCCGGCACUGAGGCAGUGUGUACCGGACAAGGAGCCUCCAGUAGCGGGAGCACCACCACUUCCGAACCCGACAGCAGCCCACCUUGCGGGACUAGGGCGUGUAAGAACCAGAGCAGCAGCUCCGAGCGAGGCGCGGCAAUGAAAGUCAAAAAAGGCUGCAACUCGACGGACGCAGGGAUCCCGGUGACUACGGAGGAGGAGCUGCUCAGGAAGACUGACAUCACUCCGGAGGAUGUGUUAGGGCUGCAGAAGAUCACCGAGAAUUAUUUGUGUUCCCCAGAAGAAAAUGUGUACCAAAUUGACUUCACUAGGUUUAAAAUACGAGACAUGGAGACUAGCACUGUGCUGUUUGAGAUCACCAAGCCCCCUGCUUCAGAGAGAACUCAAGGAGACAAGAGGGACUAUGAUCCAAAUGCUGGUCGAUUUGUCCGGUACCAAUUUACUCCUGCUUUCCUCAGACUCCGCCAAGUUGGAGCAACGGUAGAGUUUACAGUUGGAGAGAAGCCUAUCAAUAAUUUCAGAAUGAUUGAAAGGCAUUAUUUCCGUGAGCAGCUGUUGAAGAGCUUUGACUUUGAGUUUGGCUUCUGUAUCCCAAGCAGUAAAAACACAUGUGAACACAUCUAUGAGUUUCCUCCACUCUCAGAAGAAAUAAUGCGGGAAAUGAUCAUUCACCCAUAUGAAACUCAAUCUGACAGCUUCUACUUUGUUGAUAACAAGCUUGUGAUGCACAAUAAGGCGGAUUAUUCUUACAGUGGAGGACCUUAGGAAAAGACCAGUAAAAUCCGCAAGAAGAAGAGGAGGGAGCACAUGUGCGCGCACACACACCCACUGCAAUCCUAGGGAGUUUGGAACCUUCCAGCAGAAGCUUGCCUGCCAAAGUUUUGGAGGAAUGACUUGAGAAUUUUUCAGCGAUACCUGGUACCUCACUGGAGUCAAAUAGGGUCCAGAUAAUCCAAAGUAGUUCAAGUGGUAAAGUUGAGCAGAAGUGCACCCUAUAGUUUCACUGAAGAAAUACAGUUCUUGCUAUUAAGUUGCUUUGUUUUAUGCACUUCUAUUGUUACUGCAAAUCAUUUCCUAAGUAGGAGUAAUAUAACUUUUGCUGUUGGAGUGCAGGUUUCUUUGCACACUGCAGUUUAUAAGAUGUUGUGUGUGUUGAAACUGCAGCCUCAAUAGACUGAGCCAUAAACUCAAGCAAUUAUCAAAACCGUUUAAAGCAAUGUGUGUGUGUGUGUGCACAUAAUAAAUGUGCGUGUGUGAUCGGAGUGGUCAUAGUUUAUAAUAUAGGGCCAUUAUAACUAACCUACAGAAAUAUAUACAUUUAUUAAAGAAACACACUUAAAAGAAUCAUUUUUAUUUUUUAUGGUGGGUGAAAGUAAAUUGAUACAUGAAGAAUAAAAAUAUUCCCUCUUAGCAAUGAGCUUGAUGCACUUUAUGGGUCAGGUCAAUGGAUGAAGAUAUAAUAAAAUGUGGGAAAAUUUGUUUACACUUCAGUGGUGCAGCUUCUACUGAAUUAGAGUAGAACCACAGAAUUUAAAAGGGAUGAAAAAAAUAUGCAAAAUGUUCUUCAUUGAAGUGAGAACAAAGGUCUGAGGCAGAAAUGUUGUUUAUUGUGAAAAAUACAAGGAGAAAAAACAUAAGAGUUGUUUUGCUUGCUGAAAAAAUCUUAUUGGUUGGCAAUUAAUAUCUAAUUGUAAGUAUCGGCAUUAACAAAGCAGACAUGCAAAACAUUCAUAUCAAAUCCCCUUUUUCAGAUUGUGUGAAUCAAAGUAAAACACUUUUUUUGUUGUUUUCUGUUUUCACUUUUCCCUGAUUGUGCCUAAAUGAGAAGACCAUUUGGCCUGUUCUAGCUCCUGCAAGAAGGGAAAACCUAUAGCAGACGUUUGGGUCACCUUUUCUGUGGUACUCCUCAGGCAGCACAUUCCUAACAAAUUUCCCCUUUUUCAUGCUAGUUAUAUAGAUAUUCCUGCAAUAUCAAAAAGGAGAUCAUGUCUGUCAUACUAUUUCUCCAGUUUUUGACACUUCCUAUCUUUUUUAAGUGGACUUUAUCAGUCCAUACUGUGGAUUUUCUAUUAAGGUAAUAUUGUUGAAUGAAGGAUGAAAGGAUUAGUUAUUUUUUUAAGUUGCACACCCCAGUCUUUACUUUGGAAUUUCUAGUUUGAGCUAUAUAUAACCAUAGUUAACAGAUAUAUUAUUUUUAUAGUGAUUGUUUUUAAUUUGUAGUUGAAUUUUUUAUUUUACUAAUCUGGUGUAAAGUGUAUUUCUAUUUUUACAAUUACACAAUAAAAUGCGUUUUUCAAUGAUGAACAUUACAGUAUAUCACUAAAGUUUAUGUUUUAAUGAUUGAGGCUUAAACCUGGGAGACACAUUUAGCCUAAAUUACAUCAAUGCAGAUGAAACGUAUUUUAUUUCUUCAAAUUAUAUAUUAGGGAAAAAAGUGCAAACUGAAAGUUGUCCUCCAUGUAACAACAAUUAUCUGACAUUCUUUAAUACACCCAAAAUUGCAGUAAGCUGUACAUUUGUAAUUAAAAUUAAGGGACAGACUUAAUAUUAAGGAUGAACUCAAUUAAUCCAGCUUAUACACUGUUCGUUUAAAAUCUAUUGUUGGCAUCUGAAAUGGAGCAGUUCACUCUGAAUUUUUGUAGUGUUUAUUGGCAAUAAGAUGAUGUGUGACUACUUGCUAUAGCCUUCUUCUAGUGUGGCACAUCUGUUUGGAAUAGUUACAGAAAAAUUGGGCAUUCCACACACAUCAGCUUUGCACAUAGUUUAUUUAGUUCCAUGCUGUGAAUAACACUGAAGAAAUUAUGCAUUUUGUUUGGCAAUUGUAGUACGUUUUGAUUUAACCAGGUAUAUAUAUAUAAAAUAAAUGAGCAGAUACCAAAUAGGCAACCUGUUAUUAGCUUUUGCUUAUGAAACUGCAUUGCACUGCUGUGAUUAUCCUUAUAGUAUUAUAAAUUUAUUAUUUAUUCAUGGUGGCUUCUGGUCUGGAAACUUAGGCACACAUACCCAUUUUAGGGCAGUCAUUUAAGCCACCACUAAAGUUCAGCCACUCCUGUGGUCGUAUGAAUUCUAAUUUGAUAGAAUGAUGAACUGGUAGUUAAGCAGGGUUCUGGAAGGUAAGUUAAUCACCAAUGUUAAGUGAUUAAAGGAAUAUACUUAUUAUGACAAUCUUAUUAAUAAAACUGAGCAAUUUAUUUUUUGUAACUAAGAGGAAAAAAAGUAUUCUUGUGUGUGUUAAUGGCAUCAGUCUGUUUUUAGGGACUUACAGUAUAGCUCCUAUUGUGUGUCCACAAUUGUGCUCAAAAGGUAAGAAUUUGCUUUGUGAUAUGGAGACCCAGUGUAUACCACUUGUUUGUAUGUGUAAUGAAGACAAAUAGGAACCUUUGUAUAAAGCAGGAUAUAAAAGAAAACCACCAUAAUGUCAUACAUACUGUACAGCUUCUAGCAGCCUCAUUUAAAAUUGUAUAGCACAGAAAAGUGAGUCUUUGUGGUAGUUGGUCACAUUUAAUAUGUCACAUUAAGACAACUAAGCAAGGAUGCGUGUUCUAACUUCCUUUCAAAGGAUCUCAUAUCUGUAAGUGAAUACAUUUGAGGAUCAUUAUGUAUUAAAAUGUAGCUCUUCAACACAGUAAAACAUAAUUAGAAACAAAAAUUUUUCUACAAACUGUGCUAUUAAAAUAAAUGUGCCGUGAAGGAGUGAUAAAUGUUUUUA
This is a messenger RNA of Polypterus senegalus (gray bichir), 3950 nucleotides long. It is a transcript of the gene unc119a1, whose product is annotated as unc-119 homolog a (C. elegans). The record is from RefSeq and is a predicted model, not a curated record. NCBI's taxonomy places the organism in Eukaryota, Metazoa, Chordata, Cladistia, Polypteriformes, Polypteridae. The transcript has 5 exons. The coding region runs from base 227 to 1006 and encodes 259 amino acids. Gene Ontology annotation, cellular component: intercellular bridge; centrosome; spindle midzone. Gene Ontology annotation, molecular function: lipid binding. Gene Ontology annotation, biological process: mitotic cytokinesis; positive regulation of protein tyrosine kinase activity; visual perception.